Molecule: messenger RNA, 1627 nt
Organism: Silurus meridionalis
Lineage: Eukaryota; Metazoa; Chordata; Actinopteri; Siluriformes; Siluridae
Gene: rasl11b
Product: RAS-like, family 11, member B
Exons: 4
Coding region: 219-962 (247 amino acids)
Molecular function (GO): GTP binding; GTPase activity
Source: RefSeq, a predicted model, not a curated record
ACCGCAGCCGCUGGAGAACCGCACAGAGCGCUGAAUCCUGUUCAGAAGAAGGGAGCAGCGCAGGUUCAACAUUUUAUUGCGAUUAUCUAUUAAUGUAAUAAAGGAACAAGGAGACAAAAUCCACAGAGGAGAGACGGAGUGAAUUUUACUUGGCUCGAAUCGAAUGACGGAGUGGAUUUUACUUGGACUUGGUAUUAAAAUCUCUUUUUGUAGUCACAAUGCGCCUCAUCCAGAACAUGUCUACUAUAGUGGAGUACCCGAGCUCAGAGUGCCUGAACAACCGGGUCAUUAAGAUAGCCGUGCUCGGGGGGAGCGGAGUGGGCAAAACAGCUCUCGUCGUUCGCUUCCUGACCAAACGUUUUAUUGGCGACUAUGAAAGAAAUGCAGGAAACCUGUAUUCCAGAGAGGUCCAAAUCGACGGAGAACAAGUGGCCAUUCAGGUGCAGGACACACCUGGAGUCCAGGUAAAUGACAACGGCCUGAGCUCUGAAGAGCAAGUUAGAAGUUCCAUCCAGUGGGCGGACGCCGUGGUCAUGGUGUACUCCGUGACAGACGGUCACAGCUUCGACCUCAUCAGUCAGCUCCAUCAGCUUGUGAGCCAGGUGUACGCUGACAGACCAGCACCACCGAUUAUCCUGCUGGCAAACAAGGCGGAUAUGGUGCACGUGAGGCGGGUGGAGCCUCAGCAGGGCCCGGCGCUGGCCCUGGCGCUCGGAUGCUCGUUCUACGAGGUGUCAGCCAGUGAAGACUACAGUCAGGUGCACGGCGCGUUUCACAGACUCUGCACAGAGCUCGCCAAACGACAGGUGCCGUUUAGCGCCAAUGCAAACGCCGCUUCGGGCAGCAACGAGAAGAAAAGGUCACCUCUUAUCCCCAGGCCCAAAUCCCCCAACAUGCAGGACCUAAAGCGGCGCUUCAAGCAGGUGCUUUCGGCCAAAGUGCGCACAGUCACCUCAGUGUGAGGACGAGUGCAAGCGACAUGGCCCAGGUUUCGGGGCCCGACAAGGCAGGUUGAGUGGCAGGGCGAAGGUCUGAAAGGCAGAGGCUCACUGAAGCGUUUUUUUUUUUGGUCUUUCUCCUGAGCUAAUCAGCAGACCAGAUCUUAAAAAAAGGAAAAAAAACAAAGGGGUGCUGAACUAUGACCUCUGAAAUCGCCAACUUGUGAACUUCGACCAUCUUGGUGGCGGAGGUUAAGCCACCUGUGCUGCUGCGACUGACUUGUAUGACGGCAGAUGCAGCAGGAGACUGAACCGUGGUGUGAAAAUUGCCUUAAAAAAUGAAGAAUGCAAAAACACGAUUGUACGCACACACUGCGUUCUAUCUGUAGACGGCUUCACCUGGCAACAGUGCAUGUGAAGGACAGAGAGCUGGGUAUUUUUAUCAUCAGAAUAUUUUUUUUUCUCACCAAGGCUUUUCAGAUCUCAGCAGAAACGAUCUGAAAGCAGGCUUUGUUAAAGGAACGAGGCACUAAAGCUGAAGGGCACGAGCAGUGUGUUUGUGUUAAACACUCUGGUGCCAAUUUGUGUUAAAAAAAAAAAACAUAACUGCACUUUACAGCAUGCCCCAGGGCUAAGGCUUGAUUCUUAUUUAUUGUUUUGUGACUAAAAAUAAAAUCUAUUUGACUGAA